Molecule: messenger RNA, 720 nt
Organism: Orycteropus afer afer
Lineage: Eukaryota; Metazoa; Chordata; Mammalia; Tubulidentata; Orycteropodidae
Gene: TMEM150B
Product: transmembrane protein 150B
Exons: 6
Coding region: 1-720 (239 amino acids)
Source: RefSeq, a predicted model, not a curated record
AUGUGGGGCUACCUGGCUCUCCUUCCGGUUUUCCUGGCCCUCUGGGCUGUCGCUGGCAUCUGGACUGUUUUUGCCAUUGCCGUGGCCAACAAUUCUGUGAACCUCACCAAAGGCUUCCCCUACAUCAGCCUCUGCGGCACUUACCCACCUCAAAGCUGCAUCUUCAGCCAGGUGCUCAAUAUAGGGGCUGCACUAGCCGCCUGGGUCUGCAUCCUGCGAUACCACCAGCUCCGGGACUGGGGAGUCAAACGGUGGUUUAACCAGCUGAUCCUGUGGACGGGGCUUCUCAGUGCCUUGGGCACUUCGGUGGUCGGCAAUUUCCAGCAAAAGCACCAGCGGACCACCCACCUCACCGGAGCCUUCUUCGCCUUCUUCGUGGGCAUCUUCUAUUUCUGGCUGCAGCUUCUCCUGUUCUGGCGGAAGAAGAACCUGCCCCGCGUCGGGCCGCCCUGCAUCGGGCCGCUGCGCCUGUGUCUUUGCACCGUCUGCACCAUCCUCAUGGUGACCAUGGUCGUCCUCCAUUGCCACCGACUGCGGUCGGCCGCUGCAGCCUGCGAGUGGGCCGUGGCCAUGCUGCUGUUUGCGCUCUUUGGCCUCCUGGCCGUCGACUUCUCCUGCCUGGACAGAUGCACCUUGUGUCUUCAGGCGGCCCCUGGCCUCAGCCCCCCACCUCUGGCCGCCCCCGUCUCCCCGCACACCCAGCUGUCCCAGGCGCUCUGA